Molecule: messenger RNA, 978 nt
Organism: Carica papaya (papaya)
Lineage: Eukaryota; Viridiplantae; Streptophyta; Magnoliopsida; Brassicales; Caricaceae
Product: peroxidase 1-like
Biological process (GO): hydrogen peroxide catabolic process; response to oxidative stress
Molecular function (GO): heme binding; peroxidase activity
Source: RefSeq, a predicted model, not a curated record
AUGGCUAUCAAAAACCUUGUUUCUGCCUUCAUCUUUCUUCUGGUUUUGGUUUUGCCCGCACACCUCGCAAAUGCCCAUUACUUGCAUCGAGAUUUCUACCGUGAGAAAUGUCCUCAAGCUGAGCACAUUGUUUACUACAUUACUUAUAAAUUCAUCUCCAAAAACCCUUCUCUUGCAGCUGCUUUGCUCAGGAUGCAUUUUCAUGAUUGUUUUGUUCGUGGAUGUGACGGGUCUGUACUUCUAACUUCUUCAAAAAAGAAUGCAGAAAGAGAUGCGAUUCCGAACCUCAGUUUGCGGGGAUUCGAAGUAAUUGAUACUGUAAAAUCUGCAUUAGAAAAGGCUUGUCCAAGAGUUGUUUCUUGUGCUGAUAUUCUUGCUUUAGUUGCUAGAGAUGCUGUUACCAUAAUCAAUGGCCCGCACUGGGAAGUCCCAACCGGACGACGAGACGGUAAAGUGUCAAUUAAAUCGGAGGCGCUAACAAACUUGCCGCCACCUUUCGCCAACAUAACAGUGCUCAAGCAAAUGUUUGCCGUCAAGGGUUUGAACGUCAAAGACCUGGCUGUCUUGUCCGGAGGCCACACCAUCGGAAUCUCUCACUGCGGAAGCUUCAGCAACCGCCUCUAUAACUUCACCGGCAAAGGCGAUACCGACCCAACUCUGGAUCCAAACUACGUCGUUCAGUUGAAGAAAAAGUGUAAGCCUGGAGACCAAAAUACCCUUGUGGAGAUGGACCCUGGUAGUGUCAAAACCUUCGACGUCAACUACUAUAAAGUCGUGGCUCAGAGACGAGGAUUGUUUCAGUCUGAUGCAGCACUUUUAAACGAUGUUGCGACCCAAGCUUACGUUAGGCUCCAGGCGCUUACUCGUGGACUCACUUUCGCCGGAGACUUUGCUGUGUCUAUGGAGAAAAUGGGAAAGAUUGGAGUGUUGACUGGUAAGGCUGGUGAAAUCAGGAAGAAAUGUGGUUUUGUGAAUUGA